Molecule: messenger RNA, 3129 nt
Organism: Diospyros lotus (date-plum)
Lineage: Eukaryota; Viridiplantae; Streptophyta; Magnoliopsida; Ericales; Ebenaceae
Exons: 7
Coding region: 65-2620 (851 amino acids)
Biological process (GO): protein phosphorylation
Molecular function (GO): protein kinase activity; ATP binding; protein binding
Source: RefSeq, a predicted model, not a curated record
AAAAUGGGGUUACCGAGUAAACAGCGGCCCCGGAGGCUGUAGAGAUAGAAAGCAGAAGGCGGACAUGGAAUUGCCGGAGCCGCCGGAGUGUCCGGUGUGCCUCCAACCCUACGACGGCACGUCCACAACCCCUCGCGUCCUUUCAUGCGGCCAUUCGGCGUGCGACAACUGUCUCCUCCGCCUCCCCCAACCCUUCCCUCACACCGUUCGCUGCCCCGCCUGUACCCAACUCGUUAAGUUCCAAGGACCCUCUUCUCUUCCCAAGAACAUCGACCUCCUCCGCCUCGCCUAUUCCUUCCUGAAACCAGAUGGUAAAGAUCGCCCAAAACCUGCGUAUUUGGACGCAAAGCCAUCAACUCCGGUCACUGAUCGUCAUUUAAUACCGAAUUUAUGGCCUCAUGAGUUUUAUCUGGCAUGGAAGAACUGGGUUGUUCCGGAGGAGGCUGUGCUGGUUGAAUUUAGACAUGAAGAUGGUUUAUGUUCUAUGUUCCGUGGGAAGAUUUUAGAUUCUUCGGAUUCAUGGGAGUUGCCUACCAGGUGUUUGAUGAAAGGGCAUGAAUCGGUGAGUCUUGUUAGAGCCGGUGGUUCUUUAUGUGAUGAUGAUUCUAAGUUAAAGUACAGCUAUGUUGCGAAAGUUCUGAAAAUUUUGUACGGGAUGGCAGAUGAGGAAAGAGCCGAAUUGGGUUUGAUUUUGAGGGCAUCUUCUCUAAAAGAGAGUCAAAUUUGUAAGUGCUACGGUCUUUGGUAUAAUACGGCUGAUCAUAAUCUAUACAUGGUCCGUGACAGGUAUUCUGGGAGUUUUUCUGAAAAGUUCAGCGAUUGGAGAAGUGGUUUUAUUAGUGAAAAUGGAAAUGGUGGUUUGUUUAGUGCCACAAAUUUUGCCAUGAUCGGUAUGGAGUUAUGUGAAGCAGUGAGUGCUCUACAUUCUGAAGGGUUAUUCAUUGGUUAUUUGUCUAUAACAUGCUUUGAUAUCGACCAUUUUGGCCACAUUCAUAUUGACUUGAAUGAAGCCUUGGUGAUGAGUCGGAGAGCUCGAAAAAUGAUUUUGGAGGCUAUUCAGGAUGUAGGAAAAGUUAAAGACAUGGAAGUGAGUUUAAGCGAUUCUGCUCUAGAAACCCUUGCAUUUAUUAAUCCAGAGCUAUUGUUUGAGUUACUGCGGAGGGAAAACAUCAACUUGAAAUUUGGACCAAAAUUUGAGGUUGGCUAUUCAUCAGAUGUCUGGUCCUUAGCUUGUACACUACUUUGGCUUCUUAUCGGAGAACCAUUCACUGACUUGAUCUGCAAUUUAUUACAAUGUCUUGUACCUCUAUCUAGUGAUGUGAAGGGUUCUGAUUAUACAGGGUUUUAUAUGAGUUGGAUGGAAAAAGUUAGGAAUUUGUUAGAAACCAAUUUGGUUUCAGAAUUUGUUCCUCUGCAGGAGAUUCUAUAUGAAGGUUUAAAUAUUGAUCCAGCAAGCCGACCAUCUGUGUUUGACAUGUGGAAAAGCAUUAGGCAAAUGAUUAUUAAACCAAAGUUUGAUGUUAUGGCCAAUUUACCUCAACCAGUUGAAAAGACCAUAGGCCGUUGUUUGUUUCUUGGAAAACUGUGCCAUUUACAAACGGAUAGUGAUAAAAUAUUGGAAAUACAGUUAGUAAAUGGCCUGCAGGAGAAAGGCGAUAAUGGUGCAGCAGAUGGUGAUCAAAUUGAGGCGGUGAUGGUUGACAGGGAUCUUGUUGAAGGCCUCACAGGGGGUCAUAUCAAAUGUGUUGAUUUGAAGGGCCAUCUGGAUUGUGUUACAGGAUUAACUGUUGGAGGUGGCUUCCUUUUCAGCUCCUCAUUUGAUAAAACAGUCCAAGUAUGGUCUCUGCAGGAUUUUACUCUUGUACAUACAUUUAGGGGUCAUGAAUACAAGGUAAUGGCUGUAGUUUUUGUAGAUGAAGCACAGCCAUUAUGCAUAAGUGGUGAUAGUGGAGGUGGCAUUUACAUUUGGGGUAUUAGCAAUCCAUUUGGUCAAGAACCAAUAAAGAAACUAUUUGAACAAAAGGAUUGGCGCUAUAGUGGUAUUCAUGCCCUUGCUAUUUCUGGAACUGGAUACCUGUAUACUGGGAGUGGAGAUAAGUUGAUAAAGGCAUGGUCUUUGAAGGAUUAUUCUGUGUCACAUGUUAUGAAUGGUCAUAAAUCAGUUGUCUCUACAUUAGCGGUUUGUAAUGGGGUUCUAUACAGUGGAAGUUGGGAUGGAACUGUGCGGUUAUGGAGUCUUAGUGAUCACAGUCCUUUGGCUGUGCUGGGGGAAGAUGCACCUGGAAAUGUGACAUCUGUUUUGUCUCUUGCCGCAUGUGGGGAUGCUCUUGUUGUGGCUCAUGAGAAUGGGUGUAUGAAGAUUUGGAGGAAUGAUGUGCUUCAGAAAUCAAUCCAAGUUCACAAUAGAGCCAUUCUUUCGGUUGGCAUGGAGGGGAAAUGGGUUUUUACUGGGGGUUGGGACAAGGUUAUUAAUGUGCAGGAACUAGCAGGAGAUGAGUUUCAAAUAGAUCCCAUACCACUUGGAUCUAUUACCUGUGAUUCUGUUGUAACAGCUCUUCUGUACUGGGAAGGAAAGCUUUUUGUUGGACAAGCUGAUAGAUUAACCAAGUUGCAGACUUGAGGCCUUGUUGGGGAUUUACUGUAUAAGACUCAUCCAAAGUUAUCCUUGUUGGGGAUGCAUCUUCCCUUGCAAAGAGAUGGCCGGGGCUGGUGGUAGUUCCUAUGUGUUUGAUGGUGCAUUGGAAAGAAAAAGAUUUAUGGCUGUUGGAGGUGUAGAGCCCCCAUACGCUUUGAAGGGCAUUGGAAAGAAAAAGAUUUAUGCCUGUUGGAGGUGUAGAGCCCCCAUACGCUUUGAAGGGAAAUAUUCUCGUUCAUGUUUUCUAUUCUUUUUUUUUUUUUCCUUCAGGAACUAUGUGGGUGCUGUAAUAAAAUGUGCCAUUCUAAUCCUUGCUGUACAUGGCUCGUUCACUUCAGUUUUGGUUUUUAGUUAUACAAGUUUGUUCAAUCAUCCAUAAGCCAAAAAUGAUUGCAUAGACGUCGCUUUAUGCAAGUUUCGUGCCUGAAAGGAAGUGUGUAAAACUUGAAUUUAUUGAUCAAAGAAUGAAGUUUAACUCUUUACAGUUGAUGGUA